Molecule: messenger RNA, 1341 nt
Organism: Nematocida major
Lineage: Eukaryota; Fungi; Microsporidia
Exons: 1
Coding region: 1-1341 (446 amino acids)
Source: RefSeq, a predicted model, not a curated record
AUGGAAGGGAUUCAGCAUAGGCAACCAACUGAUGCAAAUUUGCACAAAGAAAUAGAAAAGAGCAUUCUGUUUACAGUUGUGGAAAUAAUAGAAAACGGCGUCAUCAUUUCCAAAGGAAAUGCAACCAACAGAUGGCCACUCAGAAAAAGGUACAUUUCAUUCGCAACAAACGAGCACCUUUUGAAAAGAGGGGCCUUUAUAGGCCUUACGCCAGAGGGCACCUUGUUUCUUGUGCGGUAUCUGAAGGGGCGAGAGGACGCGCUUGUUGGAAUGGUUGAGUACUAUGCCCUGUUUGACACAACCAUAGUAUAUAUAUCUGGAAAGGUUGUGACCACCAUAGACAUAUGUACAGGCGAAAAGAAGAUGGUGAUAGAGAACGACGAGAACAUAGGCAUAGCGAAGGUUCUCUUGUGCGGCGGCUCUUUGCUUCUUGUGUGCAGGAAGGCCAUCCACCGCCUUGAAAUAAAAACAAGCCUGUACACAAAGCUGCGCCUAAAGGUAAGCCUGGACGCGAACACUGCAGAGGCCGUGUUCAUAGACAACCAGGUCCAGCUGGUGGUGAGCUGCAGAAAAGGAAACGUGUACGUGUUUGAAACAAAGAAAAUGGAGAUCAUCAAAAGCAUGAAGUACUUUGGAUCCCCAAUAUGCACAGUUGGGUUCUGGCGGCCCGAGCCUUCAAUUCUUUUUGUGCUGACAACCGCCGGGGAUCUCAUGGAUGUAGAUUAUUUAAACAACAGAAUCCUUAAGACAAAUAAAUUCCCCAUAGACGAUUACAGGUCGGUGGUUGCUCUGAAAGGAAAAGCAAUGAUUUUUAUAUCUAGCAACUCACUGACAGUAUACUCCCCGCACACAAAUAGCAUAAACACUGUAUAUAGAAGCCAUUCGCAAGGCGAGCACUCUUACAUCUGCGUGGUGCCUGACGAAGGGAUUCCAAUACCGGUGCCCAUGCACAUGCUGGGCCCCGUGCUUACACAAAACAACGCCCCCAACCACAUGAUGGAGGCAGAUCCCAUUCCAUACGAGUACAUAUGCACAGAGACAAAGCUAGAGCCAAGCAUGCACAAUAGAGCAUCCGAGGCCCACGACAAAAUACAUGCAGAGCGGCCUGUGAGGCUUGACGUAGAGUACAGCCAGCGAAUGGCAUGCUCAAACGAGGCGGCUGGGGCGUAUGCCCAGGCGAAAGGCGAGCCCCCAAAGCCUGGCAUGCGGAGGGCGGCAGACUUGCACGAGUCGUUUGAGAACUUCAAAGACUCCGUGUAUAAAAUGCAGACAGACGUGCUCAAGGAGGUAUUUCUACUAAAAAAGAGGCUGGAGAAGAUAGAAAGAGCACUCUCUAAGUAA